Sinocyclocheilus anshuiensis is the source of this 2466-nucleotide messenger RNA. RefSeq names its product sodium- and chloride-dependent GABA transporter ine-like. The transcript is spliced from 13 exons. Lineage: Eukaryota; Metazoa; Chordata; Actinopteri; Cypriniformes; Cyprinidae. The coding region runs from base 1 to 1713 and encodes 570 amino acids. Gene Ontology annotation, molecular function: amino acid:sodium symporter activity. Gene Ontology annotation, biological process: nitrogen compound transport; sodium ion transmembrane transport; amino acid import across plasma membrane. The record is from RefSeq and is a predicted model, not a curated record. Gene Ontology annotation, cellular component: plasma membrane.
AUGGCGGUGGAAGAGGAAGCCGGCAGACCCACAUGGAGCAGGCAGAUUGAGUUCACUCUGGCUGGGAUCGGCUGCGCUGUGGGUCUGGGGAAUAUCUGGAGGUUCCCGUACCUGUGCUACAGGAGCGGUGGAGGUGCGUUCCUGGUGCCUUACCUGCUGAUGCUGGUGGUGCUGGGGAUCCCGCUGCUGCACAUGGAGCUGACGCUGGGCCAGUAUCUGAGGAGGGGCCCCGUCCUGGCCCUGACCAAAGCCUGUCCCCUGCUGAAAGGUGUUGGCAUGGCAACGGUGGCCAUCUCUUUCAUCAUGUGCACAUACUAUAAUGUCAUUAUCACAUGGGCGCUGUACUACAUGUUCAGCUCUUUUCAGAGCGAGAUGCUCUGGGAUAACUGCAACAACACAUGGAACACGGCCAACUGCACCGACCGUGUGACCAACAGCUCCUCGUCCUCCACCACCAGCCAGCAGUUCUUCAAUUAUAAGGUGCUGGAGAGGACCAGUGGUGUGGAGGAGACGGGCACCUUGAGGUGGGAGCUCUUCCUCCUGCUGCUGCUGGCCUGGAUCCUCGUCUACCUCUGCAUCUUUAAAGGAGUCAAGUCCACUGGGAAGGUGGUUUAUUUCACCGCUCUGUUUCCAUACGUGAUUCUUCUGGCUCUGCUGAUCAAUAACGUGCAGCUGCCGGGAGCCAUAGACGGCAUCCGCUUCUUCAUCAUCCCUGAGUGGGACAAGCUGCUCAGUGUGGAGGUUUGGAUUAAUGCAGCAGCUCAAAUCUUUAACUCCAUUGGGAUUGGCUUCGGCUCGCUGAUGGCGAUGGCCAGCUACAACUCCUACAACAACAAUAUCCUCAAAGACACUCUGGCCAUUUCCAUCACUAAUUCCCUGACUAGUAUAUUAGCAGGAUUUGUCAUUUUUUCGGCUUUCGGCUACAUGUCGCACCUUCAGAAUGUGCCGGUCAGUGAAAUCGCAGUGGACGGUCCGGGUCUAGUGUUUGUGGUUUACCCACAAGCCUUUGUGACGAUGCCCGUCGCUCCUCUGUGGGCCGUUCUCUUCUUUUUCAUGCUACUCUGCCUCGGCCUGGACAGUCAGUUUGCCAUGGUCGAGGUGAUGGUGACCAGUCUGUUGGACAGCUACAGUAAACCCAUACUCAAGUACCUCAAACGCAAGGAGUUUCUUGUGCUCGUAGUCUGCAGUGCGGCAUUCCUCCUGGGCAUCCCUAAUGUCAUGCAGGUGGGGAUCUAUGUUUUCCAGCUGAUGGAUCAUUAUACUGCUAUCGUGUCCAUCAUGUUCCUGGCGUUUUUUGAGGUGGUUGGUGUCUGUUGGCUCUACGGCGUAAAGCGUCUGUCCAGUAAUUUACUGGAGAUGACAGGAAAGAGACCCAACAUUUUCUUCAGGGUCUGCUGGUGGGUCAUUUGUCCUGUCUUGAUAACCGUUAUCCUGGUGUUCUCGGUGAUUCAGUUUGAGCCAGUGCGGUAUGAGGAUUACAUUUACCCGGCGUGGUCUCAGGGUGUGGGAUGGCUCAUCGCUUUGGCCUCCAUCAUCUGGAUUCCUCUAGCAGCCGUGCACACGCUCUGGCUUCUGCCCGGAUCCUUCACUGAGAGACUAAAAAAGUCCAUCACACCGUUUUCUCUGGACGAUGACUCCGAGCAGAAAGGAGCCAUUGUCAUCAGCUCCAUCGUACCUCUAUCUGACAAACCACCAAUCCAGACUAAUUUAUGAACUGCCACUGGAUCACUGGAACAGGCCUAGACCAGACCGCAGACUGAUCAAAACCAGCAACACAUCUGAGGAUUAUUUACUGGAUCAGUGGAAAUCUGAAAUAUCGGCCUAAAUGUGAACUUUUUUUUCUACAGGAUUCAUCUCAUAUGUCACAGAAAUAACCUCUUUAGGGUAGGGUAAGACACAAGAGUCAUUUUUGUGCCCAUAAUGCUUUUAUUCUCAUCAGCAGAUGUUUGGUUUAACCUUUAUGGGCGUGAUGACUGAACAACAGUCUGACACGAGAUAAACCCUCGCUCAGGCAGGGUCCAUGCAGUGAACUUCACCCUCAAUGCGCUCAACGACUGGCCCCUUUGCUCUCCUUUACAGCGGGAGCUCCUUAUUUUGGACAUCUUCAGUUUCUUAAGCGUUGAAAGCUGACAUUCAUGCGAAUUCAGAAUUAAUUCAUGCUAAAAAUAUACAAACCAAAUACUGUUAACAUUGGUAAUAGUUCAUGUGGAUUUAUACAUUAUAACAGGUACAUUUCAGAAUACCUUCAGAUUAAGACUGUGUUCUUUGCUCCCAACCUGCUGUAAAUUUACGGCUAAGAUCCCAAUUCAAAUGAGCGAAUCUCAAGAAAACGUACAUAUACAUUUCAUUUUAAAACCAAAAGAAAUCAGAAAACUAUGCCUCUUUUUAGGAGCAUAACGAUUUUUCAUUGUGACAUUAUUUUAAUUACAGUUAAGCACAUUAAGUAAUUGUUUUACAGCAUUACAU